AUGAAGACUCCGACCGCAGUCGCCGGAGCUCCGGCGGCUAACGGCGCCGCCGCCGGUGAAGGUGAGAAGAAGAACAUUAACGGCGAGCUAUGGCAGGCGUGCGCCGGACCGCUGGUGAACGUGCCGGCCGCCGGGACUCACGUCGUCUACUUUCCGCAGGGCCACAGCGAACAGGUUGCUGCAUCCAUGAAAAAGGAUGUCGAUGCUCAAAUUCCGAACUAUCCAAACCUCCCUUCGAAAUUACUGUGCCUUCUCCAUAAUGUCACUUUGCACGCUGAUCCAGAAACUGACGAAGUAUAUGCCCAGAUGACUCUGCAACCGGUUCCUUCGUUUGACAAGGAAGCUUUACUGAGAUCAGAUUUAUCGAUGAAAGCUCACAGGCCGCAGACGGAGUUUUUCUGUAAAACCUUGACCGCAAGUGACACUAGCACGCAUGGUGGUUUUUCAGUUCCACGUCGUGCUGCAGAGAAGAUUUUCCCUACUCUGGACUUCACCAUGCAACCGCCUGCUCAAGAGAUCGUCGCCAGGGAUUUGCACGAUAAUGUCUGGACAUUUCGCCACAUUUACCGAGGACAACCGAAGCGUCACUUGCUUACGACGGGGUGGAGCCUUUUUGUGGGCGGGAAGCGGUUGAUUGCGGGUGACUCAGUUUUAUUUAUUCGGGAUGAAAAGCAACAGCUUCUUCUGGGCAUAAGACGUGCAAACCGACAGCCGACUAACUUAUCUUCAUCAGUUUUGUCGAGCGAUAGCAUGCACAUAGGGAUCCUUGCGGCAGCUGCCCAUGCGGCUGCUAACAACAGCCCGUUUACCGUUUUUUACAAUCCAAGCAGGGCUAGUCCAUCGGAGUUUGUUAUACCUUUGGCUAAGUACUACAAAGCUGUUUGCAGCAACCAGAUAUCUCUGGGGAUGCGCUUUCGCAUGAUGUUUGAGACAGAAGAAUCGGGCACGAGAAGAUAUAUGGGUACAAUAACCGGAAUCAGUGACCUCGACCCAGUUCGUUGGAAAAAUUCACAGUGGCGUAACCUACAGGUUGGUUGGGACGAGUCGACAGCUGGCGAAAGGCGUAACCGUGUGUCCAUUUGGGAGAUCGAACCUGUAACUGCUCCGUUUUUCAUAUGCCCCACGCCUCCUUUAUUCCGUUCGAAGCGCCCCAGGAUACCGGGAAUGCCAGACGAUGACUCGACCGAUCUAGACAGCAUAUUUCGAAGGACAAUGCCAUGGCUCGGUGAUGAGUAUGGUUUAAAAGAUCCCCAAGCGGGCCUGCCGGGCCUAAGCCUAGUCCAGUGGAUGAACAUGCAGCAGCAAAACCCCUCGAUUCAGCCAAACUAUAUAAACCCUUUACCUAAUUCGAUUCUUCAAAAUCUUGCCGGCACAGAUAUGUCUCGUCAGUUAGGCGGGCUGUCCUCGCCACAAAUCUCCCAUCAACAGAACUUACAGUUCAACUCACAGAGGUCAACACAACCGAUAGAUCCACUGCAAAAGCUGCAGCCUUCGACUCUGAAUCCUCUAGGCUCGAUUAUGCAGCCACAUCAGCAGUUGACCGACAUGAGUCAACCGCCAAGACUGAAUGCGGAGUGUCAAAAUCAAACUUUACCGACGAGCCAGCUUCCUUCUUCCCAGGUUCUGCAGUCGCAAAAUCAUCCUGUCCAAAGUCAACCUCAAUCUCUGCUGAAUCAUCAUCAGAUUCAGCGAAACGUCCCUCAAAACCUGCCGGCACAUCAGCAGAGUUUAACGACCUCUCAGCCGUCCGAUCACACAAGUCAACAACAGUUGCUUUUGUCAGACAAUCAAAUUCAGCUUCAUCUUCUACAGAAACUCCACCAGCAGCAGCAAUCGCUUUUAUCACACCAACAACCCCCUCAACCAACACAGUUCCAAGAUCAGCACCCGCAAAAGCAGCCCAUUCUUGAUAUUCCGCAAAAUUUCUCCAGUCCAACAUCAAGCCAAAUGCUCGAAUCGUCUCGAGUGACGCCCGACCCACACGACUGCCAGCUGGUGAAAAAUGACGGCCAAAAUGCCAAUUUUCGGUUCGCCCAGCCAAAGCUUCAACACCACCAGUCGUCCUCCCCGAUGACCAAUCAGGUUUCGGCCGGACGAGCUAGCAUUCUGACUGGAGGAGCAAAUGCAGGCCCAUCCGUAGUUACCGAUGAUGCCCCAUCUUGUUCGACUUCGCCAUCCACGAACAACUCCCCAAACGGGGUCCAGUCUGUAAUGAACGGCCCAAAGGUCCACCGUGCAAUGCCAACGGCUGAUGAGAUUGCUCAGCCGGGCGUCAACCCUUACAAUAAUAAUAAUUCAAAUGGCAGUUUAGAACCCAUUUCCUGUAAUAAUAACCUGGUUAAGGAUUUUCAACAGAAAACCGAAGUGAAGCCUUCACUAAACGUGUCCAAAAUUCAGAACCAAGGGUUUUUUACGUCUCAGCCGUAUCUCAACGGAGGCGGGGCACAGAUGGAAUAUCUUGACAGCUCAUCCUCAGCCACUUCGGUUCUUUCUCAGAAUGACGGCCAUCUCCCACAAACGAACUCCAUGUCUUUUAAUUCUCAGUCGAUGUUGUUUAGAGAUGGAUAUCAAGAAAAUGUCCCGUUUGGGGCUGACAUUGAAAAUCAUCAGUUAGCGAUGCCGAUGAUGUCCGAUCCUCUGAUCACGAAAAACAUGAUGGGCUGCUCGGGGAAAGACUUCUCCUCAGCUGAUCUUUCUUCCGGAGGAGGAGGAGGAGGUAUGCUCCCGGCAGCCUACGAGAAUACCACCAAGGAUGCUCAUCAUCAACCCGAGCUUUCAUCGUCUAUGGUGUCUCAGUCGUUCGGAGUUCCGGAAAUGGCGUUCAACUCGAUUGACUCGUCGAUGAAUGAUGGAAACUUCAUGAAUGGAGGAGGGUGGGGGGUCCCGCCACAGAUUCCUAGGAUGCGAACUUAUACUAAGGUGUAUAAGCGUGGAGCUGUCGGGAGAUCGAUUGAUAUUACACGCUAUUCAGGCUAUGAUGAUCUGAAGCAAGAUCUAGCACGUAGAUUUGGUAUAGAGGGACAGCUCGAGGACCGGCAGAGGAUCGGAUGGAAGCUCGUUUAUGUGGACCAUGAAAAUGAUGUCCUCCUAGUUGGCGACGAUCCAUGGGAGGAGUUUGUCAGCUGCGUGCGUUGCAUCAAGAUCCUUUCUCCUCAGGAAGUCCAACAAAUGAGUCUCGAUGGAGAUUUCGGAAGCGGUGUUCUUCCGAACCAGGCCUGUAGCAGUUCGGACAAUGGUGUCAACUAG
This is a messenger RNA of Striga hermonthica, 3246 nucleotides long. The record is from the annotation of a GenBank genome assembly. NCBI's taxonomy places the organism in Eukaryota, Viridiplantae, Streptophyta, Magnoliopsida, Lamiales, Orobanchaceae.